Nanorana parkeri is the source of this 1566-nucleotide messenger RNA. Its product is annotated as rhotekin-like. The record is from RefSeq and is a predicted model, not a curated record. Bases 87 to 1031 code for a protein of 314 amino acids. Gene Ontology annotation, biological process: mitotic cytokinesis; septin ring organization; actomyosin contractile ring assembly. The transcript is spliced from 6 exons. Lineage: Eukaryota; Metazoa; Chordata; Amphibia; Anura; Dicroglossidae. Gene Ontology annotation, cellular component: actomyosin contractile ring.
UCAGGGGUCCGAAGUUCCAGCUACUGGCCCACACCAAGCUGACUCUGGCCAAUGUCCAAGAUGGCUUCCGCACACACGACCUCACCAUGAGCAGUUCAGACGAGAGCUCGUGUUGGCUGCCGCUGUACGGGAGCGUGUGCUGCCGCCUGACCGCGCAGCCCGACUGUAUGAACCAAGACAUGAUAUCCGGGUACCUGCAGAUCCAGGCGCGGGGACAGACGGGCUGGAAGCGCAUGUACUGCGUGUUGCGAGGAUGCCGCCUGCUGUGUUACACGCAGCCCUGCGAGAAAGGGUCGGCACCAGAACCAGAACUCACCGUCUCGGUCAAUAAGGUGACGAGAAUCCGCUGCUCGGACCGCGAGGGACAAAAUCAGGUGCACAGCUUGUCCAUAACCAACCGGUACGGCUGCGAGGAGGUGACGCACAACGCCAGGGCGGAGAGCCGGGACGACCUGCGUCGUUGGAUGGAGGCCUUCUGGCAGCACUUCUAUGACAUGAGUCAGUGGAAGCAGUGCUGCGAUGACCUCAUGAAGAUCGAGACACCUCCGCCCAAGAGAACCACCCGCGCUGUGGCCAAGCAGGGGUCCCUCUAUCACGAAAUGGCUAUUGAGGGUCUGGGCCCGAUUCCUGACCUUCUCUCCCAGCGGAUGAAGGAGUUUGAGAUACAGAGGGGUCUGGAUCCGCCACCCUGGACAUCUUUCUUCAACAGCCCCAAUCCCGGACACCCUUCCUGCUCAUCAUCCUCCGAUUGCGACAGUCCUCCGGGGCAGACCUCCAGGCCUCGUCCCCGCACCCUCUCCCUGGAUGCCAAACUAACAUCCCUGAAGAAGAGAGGACUGAAGAUGGCUGACCAACAGUCCACGGGUCAAGAGUCCUCCAGAGGAGACGACAGUCCUCACCCGGAGGCCAGGAACUCCAGCAGCAGUGGGCGCAGCACCCCCGACUCGGAGAAGGGGUGUCAGAACCGCAAGAACAUUAAGAGCCUUAAAUCCAAACUGGACCCCCGCAACUGGCUGCAGAGUCAGGUGUGACCCGUCUGCUGACAUGACCAGGGUGCCAGAACGGGGUGAGAGGCCAAAACCGAGUGUCCAAAGUGCACUAAUGCGAUGGGCUUUGGCUCUGGUUGGUAUGUACCGUGGAAGCCCCAUGCCCCAGACAUGGAGUGACCCUCUAAUUAUUCACAUACCAGAUUGACACCCUUCAUCCUCCACAUAACACCGACCCACGCAGCGCUCCCCGCCCAGCUCAGGGCAACCUACAGCUGUUUCAAAGACUUAAUCGCAAGAUGCGGACGAGUCUUCCUUCGCACGGGAGAGCGGGACCGGAGAUAUUAUAUACAGUUAUUCCGAGUCCCUCUCCAUCCCACUGAAGGGGGACGAAAUGCAAUUUAUAGUAUUAUUAUGUGCCAACCACUGCAGGGCACCAAGGACACCCAGACUUGAAGCCCCUCCUUCUAAAAGGUGUCAUGGCUACACAGAGUUUACAUAAGCUUACAGCGCCUCCUACUACAGGGGGACUGAUGGGAGGUAUGAGGCAGGGACUAGGCUCCUCCCCAUAUAGGGGGAC